Molecule: messenger RNA, 1562 nt
Organism: Paramecium pentaurelia
Lineage: Eukaryota; Ciliophora; Oligohymenophorea; Peniculida; Parameciidae
Source: the annotation of a GenBank genome assembly
AAUGCAUUCAUUCAAAGAUUUAGACAUCACUGAUACAGAAAAUGAACAAUUAUAAUGUAAUUAACAUCAAAAGGAUAUAAUAAAAGUUUGUUUAUCACGUAAUUAUAUAUAUAAAAUAAAAAGCGGGUUGCGAUCAAUUGAAAUUUUGUCAGUCAUGUCUAUCCAGCCACAAUUCUUCUCACAAAGAAAUUACAAUUUAUUAGUUAUUUAAAGAAGUCCAAUGUAAGCUUAAGACAGAUUGUAGAGUUGAAAAGUCAAAGGAUAAGUUUGAUAUUGUAUUCAAAAACAUUUAAGACAUGAGAUUACAAGUUCAUCAAAUAUUUAAUUAAUUGGAACAUGAUAUAAAGUAAUAUUUGAUUGAAAAAAUUAAUAUUGAUGAACUCAACUAAAAUUACCAAACUUUAAUAAAUAUCAAUGAAAACAAUUACAUUCAACAUAUUCCAAUACUUAAACUCUAUUAUCUCAAUCCAAGAAUAUUUAUUGAUGGAUAGAUAUAAGUGUCUUAUGUGGAAGAUUAAAUAUUAACAAAAUUGUUAAUACUAAAUGAAAAACUUAAAUAAUAAGUUGAUAAACUAAGAAAUGAUGCUGAACAACUUUUUGAGAUUAAAACUCGUAAAGCUAGUGAACAUAAAUAAGAAGAUUCUAUUUAAUUAUUAACUACUAUUAAUGGACAUGAAAAUGUAGUAAGAUGUGUUAUCAAAUUACAUAAUGGAGAUUAUGCAACAUCAUCAAGAGAUAAAACUAUAAAAAUUUGGAAUUAGAAUACUUUUUAAUGUAUAUAAACAUUAAGGGAUCACAUUAAUUGGGUAUAAGAUCUAACAUUAAUUCCUGAUAAUAAAUUUGCUAGUUGCUCAGAUGAUAAGACUAUUAAGAUCUAUACUUAAUUCAUCUAAAAUCAAAAAGAUAAUAGAUUUUAAUAAACACUUUGGGAAUGUGUAAACACAUUAAGAGGACACGAAUCUUAUGUAGUUAGAAUUGUAUAUAAUGAUUAAUUCAAUUAUCUUAUCACUUGUUCUACAGAUGGAACUUUGCGUUUAUGGGAUCCAUCAUAAAAGAAUGCUCUAACAGUAUUAUAAGGACAUGAAAAUUGUGUAUAUACUUUAGCCACCAAAAAAGACUUAAUUGUUUCAGGAGAUGAAGGUGGCUAAUUAAUAGAAUGGUCAUUGAAUCACAUGAAAAUUGAAAAUAAACAAAAAAAACAUUCAGGAUGUGUUAAUUCUAUUUUGAUUAAUUCUUACAUUUAUUCUUGUGGAGAUGAUCGUAAAGUAAACAUUUGGGAUAUUGACCUUUAAUUUAUUUAUGUUAUUGUAAUAAUUUAUUGUUAUAAUACUUAGCAAUUAGAAAGAGCAGAAUUGGAAUCAUUAUAAUUUAUUAAUGAUGAACUAAUUGUGGGGGGAGAUGAAUAAGGAUAUCUAUAAUUAAUUAAUCCUUUUUAACGAAAAGUGAUUUCAGAAAUCCCUGUUCACAAUGAUCGUAUAUACAAAAUUAAGUAUUAUGAUGGAAUCCUAUGCACAGCUAGUUCAGAUUUGUCUGUCAAGUUAUUCAAGUUUAAUAUUUGAGUU